Molecule: messenger RNA, 347 nt
Organism: Racocetra persica
Lineage: Eukaryota; Fungi; Glomeromycota; Glomeromycetes; Diversisporales; Gigasporaceae
Source: the annotation of a GenBank genome assembly
GAGUAGCACAUGAUAAUGCCUUGCAACUCGAGAUCUUUAGAGGAACUCGCCCAAUUAUUCCGGAUGGAAUUCCAAACCGAUACGAGGGGCUAAUACGACGUUGUUGGGAUACAGAUCUUAAUAGAAGACCCAGAGCAGUUGUCAUUUCUGUUUAUUUUUCUAGAAUCCAACAAGAUGGUCUAGAUGGUCUUGUACUUCAAAAUGCUCUUGCAAGGACGGGUAGUGAGAUUUCGACCGUAACUAGUGGGAUUUCGAGUACAGCUUUGAUGUCUAUAUGUGAUACGGGUGAUUCCUCUGGUGCUUCUUGUGCUAUCGAUUUUUCAAUUGACAUUACAUAUAAAGUUUAA